Pelodiscus sinensis (Chinese soft-shelled turtle) is the source of this 948-nucleotide messenger RNA. Its product is annotated as olfactory receptor 52E2-like. Gene Ontology annotation, molecular function: olfactory receptor activity; G protein-coupled receptor activity. The record is from RefSeq and is a predicted model, not a curated record. Gene Ontology annotation, biological process: G protein-coupled receptor signaling pathway. NCBI's taxonomy places the organism in Eukaryota, Metazoa, Chordata, Testudines, Trionychidae. Gene Ontology annotation, cellular component: plasma membrane.
AUGUCAGAUUCCAACACAUCUGAGUUCACCAACCCCUCCACUUUCAUCCUUCUGGGUAUCCCUGGCCUGGAGUGGGCCCAUGUCUGGAUCGCCAUCCCUUUCUGCAUCAUGUACAUCAUAACCAUCUUGGGGAACAUCACCAUCCUGUUCAUUGUGAAGACAGAGCCGAGCCUCCAUGAGCCCAUGUACUAUUUCCUCUCCAUGCUGGCCAUCACUGACUUGGUCCUGUCCACAGCUACCGUGCCCACAAUACUGAGCAAUUUCUGGCUCAAUUCCAGAGAAAUCGAGUUCAGUGCCUGCCUCGCCCAGCUGUACUUCGUUCAUUCCUUCUCAGUGAUUGAGUCUGGGAUAUUGGUGGCCAUGGGUUUGGAUCGCUAUGUGGCCAUCUGCCAUCCCCUGAGACAUUCCACCAUCCUGAAUAACCUCCUGGUGGCCAAGAUCGGCCUGGCCAUGGUGCUGCGAGGUGUCAUACUUGUACUGCCCUUUCCCAUCCUGGCAAGGCAGUGGCCGUAUUGCAGAACCAACGUCAUCCCCUACACGCACUGUGAGCACAUGGACGUGGUGAAUCUGGCCUGCGCUGACAUCCGUGUCAGUCGUAACUACGGCCUCUUUGUGGUGUUCUGUGGGGAUACUCUGGAUAUGUUUCUUAUCGCUGUGUCCUAUAUUCUGAUCCUCAGGGCCGUCUACAAACUCCCCACAAAGGACGCCCGGCUCAAGACUUUUGGGACCUGCACUUCCCACGUGUGUGUCAUCUUAGCCUUUUACACUCCAAAUCUCUUCAGCUCCCUCACGACCCGCUUUGGCCUCAAUAUACCCCUGCAUGUCUACAUUCUUAUUUCUAACAUUUACCUUCUGGUGCCGCCCAUGCUAAAUCCUAUCAUCUACGGGGUGAGGACCAAACAGAUCCGGGACAGGCUGCUCUGGCUUUUUACUCUGAAAGGGACCUAA